This is a messenger RNA of Suricata suricatta (meerkat), 2270 nucleotides long. It is a transcript of the gene HNRNPF, whose product is annotated as heterogeneous nuclear ribonucleoprotein F. The transcript is spliced from 3 exons. Bases 403 to 1647 code for a protein of 414 amino acids. Lineage: Eukaryota; Metazoa; Chordata; Mammalia; Carnivora; Herpestidae. Gene Ontology annotation, molecular function: RNA binding. Gene Ontology annotation, cellular component: ribonucleoprotein complex; nucleoplasm. Gene Ontology annotation, biological process: regulation of RNA splicing. The record is from RefSeq and is a predicted model, not a curated record.
GUCGAGCGGGGUCCAGGCAAGUCCAGAAUAGCGGGGCUGCUGGUAGCGCCUCGUGCGCCCGACGGGCGGGAGUUGUGCGCUCGGGCCUACCGCGCGCCAGACCCCGCCUCUCGGAGGCCCCGCCCAGGGCGCGCUGCCAGGGGUUUCCAUGGUGAUGGUAAACAAGCCUCAACUGCCUCCGCUACAACUGCCAAGUUCCCCGCGUUCCACCCUCUAGGUGCUCGGAGGGACGACCGUGGUGCCGGAUGUGAAGAAGAGCGGGAGCGUGGAGACUCGGAGCCCUAGGACAAUUCGUUACCUACCAGGAGUGUCUCCGACUGUGGGCAUCCCCCCCGGGUUGUUCCUUAAAAGCCACAAAAAGCUGCACCCAAGCUUGUUUGACGUCUGUCCUCUCAAGUGUCCAUGAUGCUGGGCCCCGAGGGAGGUGAAGGCUUUGUGGUCAAGCUCCGUGGCCUGCCCUGGUCCUGCUCUGUUGAGGACGUGCAGAACUUCCUUUCUGACUGCACAAUCCGUGAUGGGGCGGCAGGCGUUCAUUUCAUCUACACUAGAGAAGGCAGGCAGAGUGGUGAGGCUUUUGUUGAACUUGAAUCAGAAGAUGAUGUAAAAAUGGCCCUUAAAAAAGACAGGGAAAGCAUGGGACACCGGUACAUUGAGGUGUUCAAGUCCCACAGAACCGAGAUGGAUUGGGUGUUGAAGCACAGUGGUCCAAACAGUGCCGACACCGCCAAUGAUGGCUUCGUGCGGCUUCGAGGACUCCCAUUUGGAUGCACCAAGGAAGAAAUUGUUCAGUUCUUCUCAGGGUUGGAAAUUGUGCCAAACGGGAUCACAUUGCCUGUGGACCCCGAGGGCAAGAUUACAGGGGAAGCCUUUGUGCAGUUUGCCUCACAGGAGUUAGCUGAGAAGGCCCUAGGGAAGCACAAGGAGAGAAUAGGGCACAGGUAUAUUGAAGUGUUCAAAAGCAGUCAGGAAGAAGUUAGGUCAUACUCGGAUCCCCCUCUGAAGUUCAUGUCCGUACAGCGGCCAGGGCCCUAUGACCGCCCUGGCACAGCCAGGAGGUAUAUUGGCAUUGUCAAGCAAGCAGGCCUGGAGAGGAUGAGGUCUGGUGCUUAUAGUGCAGGCUAUGGGGGCUAUGAGGAGUACAGCGGCCUCAGCGAUGGCUACGGCUUCACCACUGAUCUGUUUGGGAGAGACCUCAGUUAUUGUCUCUCAGGCAUGUAUGACCACAGAUACGGAGACGGCGAGUUCACUGUCCAGAGUACCACUGGACACUGUGUCCACAUGAGAGGGCUGCCAUACAAAGCCACAGAGAACGACAUUUACAACUUCUUCUCUCCACUCAACCCUGUGAGAGUCCAUAUUGAGAUUGGCCCUGAUGGAAGAGUGACGGGCGAAGCCGAUGUUGAGUUUGCCACUCACGAAGAAGCUGUGGCAGCAAUGUCCAAAGACCGGGCCAACAUGCAACACAGAUACAUAGAACUUUUCCUGAAUUCCACAACUGGGGCCAGCAAUGGGGCGUAUAGCAGCCAGAUGAUGCAAGGCAUGGGGGUGUCGGCCCAGUCCACUUACAGCGGCCUCGAGAGCCAGUCUGUGAGUGGCUGUUAUGGGGCUGGCUAUGGAGGCCAGAACAGCAUGGGUGGAUAUGACUAGUUUUGUAGGAGCAUUUGAGUUAUUGCAAUCAAAUUUUCACAGGCAGCCAACAAGCAGUGAAAAGCAGUUACUACUCUAGAGGAAGUUGUGGGACCCAUUUUGCACCAUGAGUUUGUGAAAUCUGGAUUAAAAAAUUACCUCUUCAGUGUUUUCUCAUGCAAACUUUCUUCUAGCAUGUGAUAUUGAGUAAACUAAAACUAUUUUCAGCUUUUCUCAAUUAACAUUUUGGUAGUGUACUUCAGAGUGAUGUUACCUGAGUUAAAGUAGUUUUGAGUACAUUAAAUGGAUCUUUUACACCACAUCACCGUGAACACAUUGGGGAGACGUACUUUUUUGGAAAACUCAAGGUGCUAGAUCCCUAAUUCAAAGAGGAACAUUUCUCAUGUUUGUUCAUUCUAGUUUAUUUUCAUUUAAAAUCUUUUAGGUUAAGUUUAAGCUUUUAAAAAUAAGUUAGUUUUGAAAAUUGAGACACAUUACUAAUACUGUAGGAAUUGGUGAGGCCUUGACUUAAAAUAAAACUUUCUUUGUACUGUGAUUUCCUUUUGGGUGUAUUUUGCUAAGUGAAACUUGUUAAAUUUUUUUGUUAACUAAAUUUUUUUCUUAAAAUAAAGAUUUUUCCACAA